This is a messenger RNA of Choloepus didactylus (southern two-toed sloth), 1700 nucleotides long. RefSeq names its product BPI fold containing family B member 2 (gene BPIFB2). The record is from RefSeq and is a predicted model, not a curated record. The transcript has 17 exons. Gene Ontology annotation, molecular function: lipid binding. The coding region runs from base 173 to 1546 and encodes 457 amino acids. Lineage: Eukaryota; Metazoa; Chordata; Mammalia; Pilosa; Megalonychidae.
AGAGUAUCCUGGAUUAUUCAGAUGUCCCCCCGGGCUGGCAGCAUCGAGGAAGAGGAAGUGUUCGUGCUGAGCACAAAUACCAAGAGUGUCCUUGGUCAAUAUUUGCAUCUCUCUCCACCAAGUCUGCUGUUUGCCUCAGCCAUGAUCUUGGGGGGCAGCUUCCAGAGCAGCCAUGGCUCGGGCAUGUGGGCUGGGCUUGUUGCUGCUGCUGCUGCCCACAGUUGGCGCCUCCAUGCCGGGCACUGUGGUCAGACUUGACAAGGCAGCACUGCGCUACGUGUCUGAAAUCGGAAAAGCCCCUCUCCAGUGGGCCCUGCGGGUCACUGUCCCGCACUUCCUGAGCCAGAGUGGAGAGAUGCUUCAACCCACCAGGAUUCAGAUUCUGAAUGUCCACGUGCCCCACUUCCACCUGGACUUCAUUGCCGGUUUCGGGGUGCACUUGCUGGCAGCAGCCAAUUUUACUUUCAAGGUCUUCUGGGACCCCGAGCCCCUGGGGCUGAUGCUGCCCGUGGUGCUGCUGGCUGACGCCCGCGUGGCCCAGGGCUCCAUUGGGACCCCCGUGGUCAGCAUCUCUUCCUGCAACUCAUUCUUCGGCAACACCAGCACGUUGGAUGGUGGCAACAGCUCCUCCGCUGCGCUGCUGGCCCUGUUGCAGGAGCACAUUAAAGCUGUGCUGAGGAACAAGCUGUGCCUGAGCAUCUCCAACCUGGUGCAGGGCCUCAACGUCCACCUGGGCACUUUAAUUGGCCUCAACCCUGUUGGUCCUGAGUCCCAGAUUCGCUACUCCAUGACCGAUAGGCCCCACAUCACUGAUGACUCCAUUUCCCUGGACAUCAACGCUGUCCUCUUCCUCCUGGGCAAACCCAUCAUCCUGCCUGUAAACGCUACCGCCUUCGUGUUGCCGCGGCAUGUGGGCACUGAGGGUGCCGUGGUCACCGUGGGCUUCUCCCAGGACCUGUUUGACUCUGCCUUCCUACUGCUGCAGAAGGCCGGGACCCUCAACCUGGACAUCACAGGGCAGCUGAAUUCGGAGUCCAACCCACUGAACACCUCCGUGCUGGGCCAGCUCAUCCCCGAGGUGGCCAGACAGUUCCCUGAGCCCAUGCCUGUGGUGCUCAAGGUGCGGCUGGGUGCCACCCCUGUGGCCACGCUCCACACCAACAACGCCACGCUGCGGCUGCAGCCCUUGGUGGAGGUCCUGGUCGCAGCCUCCAACUCAGCUUUCCAGUCCCUUUUCUCCCUGGAUGUGGAAGUUAACCUGAGCCUCCAGCUGUCUGUGUCCAACGUGAAGCUGCAGGGGACUGCGUCCGUGCUGGGAGAUGUCCAGCUCACUGUGGCCUUCUCCAACGUGGGCUUCAUUGACGCCCAUCAAGUGCACCUACUCAUGGGCACCGUGUUUGAGAAGCCCCUGCUGGACCACCUUAAUGCUCUCCUGGGCGUGGGAAUUGCUCUCCCCAACCUGGUCAACCUCCACUACGUCACCUCCAAGGUCUUUGUCUACGAGGGCUACAUCGUGGUGUCCGGUGGACUCUUCUACCAGAGCUGAGGCGGGGCCGCUGGGAGGGCUGGGGGUGGGCCAGCUUGCUGCUCAGGGGGCCCUCGUACCUCAAGCCACUCAGGGAACUGAGGCGUCACCAGCCAGCCCCGACGGCCCAGCUGGGCUGCUGAAUCGGCUCUGAGUGCCUGGGUUCCUGCACUCA